AUGGAGACAAUGGAUACACUCGAGCAACAUCACGAUGAGCAGCAGCAGACGGAGGUAGACACAAGCGAGCGAGCUGGGGAGACUGUGACGGAUACAACAGUUGAAGAGGCCACGUCUGUUACGACAGUUGGAGAGCAUCAAGUAUCCGAGAGUUUUGGCGCUGCUGAGGUCCCGACAGUUGGAGAGACUACGUCAGUUACGACAGUUGAAGAGACUGUGACGGAUACAACAGUUGGAGAGACCACGUCGGUUACGACAGUUGGGGAGCAUCAAGUAUCCGAGGGGUUUGUCGCUACAGACGAUAGUGUCCGGAUCAGUGCCGCGACUGUCGAGUCGAUCACCGAGACCAUUGCAGCGAGUGGAAGUGCCAAUGUGGACGUCGACGACUCAGUGGCUGCUACGCUCACAAGUUCUGUGGAUAGGGAGAGUCUGGAGACGGACAAUCGAGUUGAGGAAGAGAGUGGUGCAGCCAAGAGCAGCGCCGAAGCAGAUGCGAUGGAUGAGGGUACAGGAACCGAGGGGGACAAAGAUGCUGAGCGAGGGAUUCAGGCAGGGAGAGAUUGGGAACAAGGGGGUACUGAGCUUACGACAACGAUAAUGACGACGACGGUGAUGACUGGACUGCUAGUUGGGGUGGAUGAAGAUUCGAAAGUGGCUGUGGAGGACGAAUGUGCUGAAAACGGGGCGGCUACGGAAUUGGAAGCUGGUGCGACUGAUAGUGCAGGGGCUGUUAGUGGUGAUGCUGAUGACACGACUUUGAACGAGAACAAGAGAGAGACUUGCCAACGAGUGCUGAAGACGUCUCAAGACGCAUCGUCUGAGCUUAGCGACGAUUCUGUGCUUUCGAGUCAAUCUUGUGAUGCGAUGUCUGCAGCUGCUGAGACAAGCGUCGGGGAGCCGAUGCAGGGCGCUGGGGCUUCGAAAAUGACGUCGCCAAGAAGAUUGUCAUCCAUGAUAUCGCGCGAAGAUGAUGAAGUUACACAUACGGAGGCCCAACGUACUGACCCAGCGGCAGAACUGGAGCUCAAUUUGUCGUCACCGGUCGAAAGUAUCGUGCACGAAUUUGAAGCCCAUGAACCAGCGUCGCCGCAGACUCAUCGCACUCUGUCGGCCACACGAUUGGAUGCCAGUGGAUCCUCGCCAGUAAAAAAUGUGGUGCACCGCCUUGAAGCGCAUCAUGAAGAGGAUAACGCCUUGGAAAGUUUGAAGAUCCGAACGAAACGCGACUUCUUCUCGGAGAAGGGACGAAGCAUUUCUGUCAGCCAUGAAGCAGAGAAAUAUAAUUCUCAGAUGGCGCAGCGUGCAAAAGAAGAAGUCGAAUCGAAGGAACAACCAAAUUCACCUGCUAUGAAGCAAAGUCCAGUAUCCAGAAGGAGCUCUGCGAUGUCCAGCGUGCGGAACAUGGCCAGUCGCUUUGAGAAAAAGGCAGACCAAUCGUUGGAUAAACUUUCCUUUCGCACGGUGCGUAGCUUUUUCCCCACCGAAAAAAGCAUUCAUGUCGGUGUGGAGAAGCAGAAAUACGAAGCACUAGAAAAGGAAAUGCAAACGGCUAAGAUAGCCGAAGAAAAGGGUGCAAAGCGGAUGGCGACCAAUGAAACUCAAAAGCCUCGACAACAUAUUCUGGCCGAUUCAAGAGAGCUUACCGUGGAAGAGCAUCUUGCUGCGGAGACCGCUGGGCAGGGGAAACCAGCAAUGGGUGACAUGCCUGGUACAUCGACUGAACCCAACGAGACAGCUGUUGUUAAGGCUAGUUCUACUUCAGAAGCACAUCCUCGUCGUCGCACGAUUACUGCAGCUGAAAGUUCGGAUGUCCGAAGUAUAGCGCAUCGCUUUGAGACGAAGCGUGCAAACUCAGUCGUCACAGCUCCCGUGCGGACCAUUGACACUUUUAUUGUCGCAGAUAGCGAGGCGAGUGUUCGUGUAUCCGCAGAGAAGGCAAGGUAUGAAAAUCAAGUCAAAUCGUCAGCCCCCACGAAGCGAACCAUUGACACUUUUAUCGUCCCCAAAAGCGAAACAAGCGUUCGCGUAUCCGCGGAGAAGGCGAAGCUUGAGACGCUAGAAAAACCGGUCAAGGCCAUCAAGCGGACAAUCGACGCUUUUAUUGUGCCUGAGAGCGAAACAAGCGUCUGUGUGUCUGCUGAGAAGGCAAAGUACGAGAUGCCGGACAAGCAGGCCAAAGCGACUGUACGAACCAUUGACAACUUUAUCGUGCCCGAGAACGAAGCGAGCAUUCGUGUGUCCGCAGAAAAGGCUAAGUUUGAGACCCCGGACAAGCUUGCCAAGGGGGCAUCUGUCCGGACCAUUGACACUUACAUCGUGCCAGAAAGCGAUGCAAGCGUUCAUGUGUCUGCUGAGAAGGCGAAGUUUGAGUCACUGGAACAGCGAAUGCAAGCUGCUGUUCCUGCUGUUCGGACUAUCGAUACCUUCAUCGUACCGGAGAGCGAGGUAAGCAUUCGUGUAGCGACUGAAAAGGCAAAACUGGAGGCGAUUGAAAAGCAAAAGAAGAGCGAACUUGAGACACAAGCGGUGAUUGAGAAACAGAAACUAUCGAGAGUAACGUCGUGGGCAAUGGGGAGAGCUGAAUCGAAGAAGGUCUGCCAGUCGGCCGGAGAGACCGAGGCUGUCGAUGGCGUUACGGUGGUCGACCAGACGAAAGCAAUUGGGGUGGCCGAAGGGAUGGGAGCUGUUUCAGAAGCUGAGGAGAGUAAGGAGAUUGAGGUGAAUGAACAGACUAAGGAGUUCGAAGAGGCUGUUGAUGUCAACGAGAACGAGGGCACCAAGGAGACAGUGUCCAAGGAUCCUAAGCUAGAUUCGGGAGCGGAGGCAACCAGGGUGGCGGAGGUGACUUCACCGAUUGAGGUGGUCCCGGAGACUGAGAUGAGUGUACAAGCGGACUCCGACGACGUGAAGGAUGGUAAGGAAUUUGGUGUUGCCAAAGAGACCGAAGUGGCCGUUGCCGAGAAAAUCAGCGACAUUGAAUUGGUCAAGGAAAGUGGUGCUGAAUCGGAGGUCAAUGUAGCAGAGGAUGUGGCGAGUGAUUCCGUAGUGGCGGGGAUGGACGAACGGGUAGAAGUGGAUUUGGAGAUCGAGGAUACGGAAGAGAUUGGGGAGGCGAAUAUAGGUGGUACAAGGACGGACGUCGGGGAGGCAAUUACUGAGGAGUCCGAGGGAGUCACAAAAAUGGAAAAGAAGGCGAUCGAGGAGAGUGAUUUGUUAGAAAUGGCAACAAAAAUGGAGGAAACAGACGACACUGACGCGAACAUGGAGCCGUAUGUGUUUGUGGAGUCGGGGUCGACAAAGGUCGCCGAAAACAUGGAAGCGGCUGAUGUCACUCUGGAAACUGAGGUCAAGGGGACUGAAUUCACUGAAGAGGCCAAGGAGACUGAGGUGACCGAGAGCGCGGAGGAUAGGGAGGAAGCUGCGGUGGUCGAUGCUGCUUUGAUCAGUGAGGGCGACGAGACGUUGGUUGUCGAAAGAUCAGAAACUGUGACGGAAACACCAGAGACAUCGGAAGCGUGUGAAACCGUGAAGGAUGUCGAGAAAGAGACGACGGUCAGCAGCGUGCAGGAAGUUGAGGUGGGUCCCGCCUCCACCGGGGACGCCACAGUGACAGCUGAAGUAGAGGAAGCACCGCACGUGACCGAGGAGGCUAGUCGUGUUGAUGUAGGAAAGGAGGCCCGAGAAAUGGCGACAAUAAAGAGAGCAGAGGACUCUGAAGUAGUGGCGAUGAUCGAGGCGGACGAGACCACAGAGGAGGAAAUUGCUGUUCAAGAGGCGGCGAUGAAGGAUGUACAGCAAGUGCUGUCCACCCAAGACUCAGCCGUAGAAUUUAUUGUGGAGCGACAGACGUUCGGUGACACGGUCUCAACAGCUCAGCACGCGCACUGGUUGUCGAUGCCGGUGAGUGCCAAUCCCGCUCUAGCUCGUCUUCAUUCCGUGCUGAGUGACCACGAUCCGCUGACGGCCUAUGCGCUGUAUCCAAGCAGUUCGUCAUCGUCCUCUGGAUCGGAUGAAGAUGAGGAGCUGUCGUUGCCUCGUGUCCCAGCGUCGAAGCCGUUUGCGGCAACAUGA
This is a messenger RNA of Peronospora matthiolae, 4071 nucleotides long. The record is from the annotation of a GenBank genome assembly. NCBI's taxonomy places the organism in Eukaryota, Oomycota, Peronosporomycetes, Peronosporales, Peronosporaceae.